Messenger RNA from Trypanosoma grayi, 12795 nucleotides. RefSeq lists its product as hypothetical. NCBI's taxonomy places the organism in Eukaryota, Euglenozoa, Kinetoplastea, Trypanosomatida, Trypanosomatidae. Gene Ontology annotation, biological process: protein retention in Golgi apparatus; protein targeting to vacuole. Gene Ontology annotation, cellular component: extrinsic component of membrane. The coding region runs from base 1 to 12795 and encodes 4264 amino acids. The transcript has a single exon. The record is from RefSeq and is a predicted model, not a curated record.
AUGUUUGACAAGCUUGUAGCGGGGCUCGUUACGAGUUACCUUGGGAAGUACUUUGAGAACGUCAAUAAGGACCAGGUGAAAGUGUCCCUAUGGAGCGGGCACGUGCGGCUUCGGAACCUGCGCUUCCGCAAAGACGCCCUGCGCGCCUGGGACACUUCUCUCUGUGUCAAGGAAGGCUUCAUUGAUGAGUUAACGGUCGCCAUUCCGUGGACACGGCUGCAGUCAGAGUUUGUCGUUGUUGUGGUAAAAAAGGUGCGGGUUGUGCUGCAGCAGAAGAAGGAUGCAGGCUAUGAUCUGGAGCGUGAAAGAGAAGAGGCGUAUGAGCGUAGAUUAUAUCAACUCAAGGUAUUUGAUGCGCUUCUACGUCAAGAGGAAGGGAAUGAUGAGGAGACACAUGUCACUCUUUUCGGCAGCAACCCUGUUCCCUCGGAGGGAACAGAAAGAGAGGUGAACGUAGAUGCGCAGAAGGACGCCACGUUUUCCGCCCGUCUGAAGGCAAGCAUCCUCAACAAUGUCCAGCUGAAGCUGGAGGAUAUCGUUGUGCAAUACGAAGGGUGCUGCACUUCCAGAGGAGGAGGAGGAGGAGGAAGAGGCGUCGCGAUCGGAGGCGAGCCGAGUGUUGGCCACGAUUAUCACGCUCUUGCCAUUGUGCUGGAGCGCUUCCAGACCUACGCGUGUGGCUCCAACUUUGAACCGCAUUUCACCGCAGCGAAGGAGCGAGUGCUGUACAAGAAGGUGGAGCUGGAGGGCAUGCGCGUUCUCCUAAAUGACGUUGCUGUGUCGAUGCAUGCAGCUCACACUAACUACGAUAACGAUAAUGACAAAAAAGAUGACCCCCAAGAAGGGGAGGCGGUGAUUGAAGAAAUAAGCAAAUUGUCAAGGCCGAUGGCGUCAGCAUCGCUCCGAAAGCCGCGCUCUGUGUGGCGUCACCGCAUCAUCCCCCCUUUUGGGGCUGUGGCUCAUGUGCAGUACCAACCCGUGCCGUACCGUGCCGACAUUCCGACGGCUCGCAUCGACGUGCACGUUGACGGCCUGCGCGCUGCGGUUGGUGGGGAGCAGCUGCGAAUGCUUCGCGCCCUUUGGAGAGAGGUGCGUGACGGAGAGGAGUACGACGCGCUGCGCCGAUUCCGUCCCAUUGGUGAACAACAACAGCGGCCCACCGACAACCCAGCUGCGUGGUGGCACUACGCCAUUCAAGCUACGCUGUAUUGUGUCCGUCGCCGCCGCGAACGAGGAGUGUUUGUGUGGGAAGCCUACAAAAGGAUCAAGGCAGCACGAGAGGAGUACAUGGAGUUGUUUAGACGUGCGCGACGGGAGCAGAUUGGGGUGAACUGGCUUGCUCCACUCACAGAGGAAGAGGCACGCCGGUACCGCGAGCUGGAGAUGGACCUUCCGAUAGAAUCUGUCAAACUGGCACGGCGCCUCGCCUACCACAGGGCACGCUUAGAGCAAGAGAACCGCUACGCCAUAUUAAAGAGACGACGGCAACAACAACAACAGCAGCAGCAGCAGGGGGAAGAACACUUAGAGGGGGAACCGGAUGUUGUUGCCGUGGGUGAGCCAGUCUCGUCUGUGGUAGAAGGUUCAAGCUGGUGGAGCUGGAUGAAUUUUUCGAGGAUUCAACAGGCGUCUGGUAAUGUUUCUGGCACCGUUGAAGAGGACAGCCCGCAGAUCCGUGCUGAAAUUGAAGAAAUGAUGCAACUCGUGUACGCGGAGCGUUGGACAGCGGCACAGCGUCUCGCCAUUGCCAAAGAGUUCGGUAUACCAGAGAACGAGGUUGAGGACCUCGCCGACGCGGGCAAUGCAUCAAAGCAACCGCUACUCGGUGGCUUGCAGUGGCAGCUGAACCUUCACGUGCAUUCACUCGGGCUGGUGCUCUGCGACAACACUGCAGCAUCUGUCCCCUUCGCGACGUUAGCGAUGGAAGGGCUAUCUGCCAGCCUAGCAUGCGCUGUGAGCCGUUGCUUUGAAUUCACACUUGAUGUGGAGGAGUAUAUAGCUCUGUCCCAUUUGGAAGAGCAGUCGUACGUGGUGAGCGUCCUUCGCGUGGCGAAGGAGCGGUACGCCCUCGAAGGUGAUGGAAAGGCAGCGAUGUCGCUGUCGCUGAAGCGGGUUGGUCCCUGCAGCUGGACGGAGUACGGCAACAUAGUCACAACAGCGCCAUACGAGCUACGCCUGCAGUGGAACCCGACGGACUUUAGCCUCGAUGUGCCGUUUCUGCGAGCCUCUCUUGAUUUUUUCUGGGCCUCCUCCACCGCUUUGUCAUCGGCGUCGCUGGGCACGGGUGCGUCCAGGACGUUGGAGCAGCGACGGCACCAUACCACCGACGCGAAGACACAGCGCACGGUCUUGAUGAUGACAGUUGAGCGGGAAUUUCUGUGCGAUUGGAAGUUGCAGGUGUGCGGCCUGCGUGUUGUUGCUGCAGAAAACGAGCGGCAUGCCAGCCGUGUCACUCUGCGCCGUCUGGAGGUGCGGAACGAUCCUGCGAGAAAGCUUGAGAAGCGGUGCCGCAUCCAGAAGGCCAGCAGCGUGCCGCCCACGACUGAUGUCUUCGGAGACGAUCCAGACGAUUGGGUGAAUUAUGUACACGCCUGCGUGGAGGGUGCGACGGUGGAGUGUCUCUUUAAUGCGCCACACUCGGAGACGUUCUGUGGUGGCGACGCCACCUCCGAGCGGCAGUGUGACAGCAUUGCCUGCCUCCCACGUCUUGAGAUGUGCUUCAAGAAGAGCGUGAUGCUGCACCGCAGUCCGUCUGUGCCGCUCCUUUCGCUGUCUCUCACGAUGGAGCAGCCGCUGCAGUGCCGCUGUUCACGUCAAAGCCUCUCCGUCCUUUGCACCUCAUUCUCACUCAUUACCGACUUUUGCCACAUCGUGACACAGCGGGUGGCGGUGGCAGCAGCAGCAGCAGCAACAACGACAACAACAACAGCAGAGAUGCGUGAUGUGUCACUUUCUACCUCUGGCGUAUCCUUCCUUGCCAAGGUCUGCGCAGUGGAUGAGAUGUACCUUGUCGAGCAUGAGCCCUCGGCACGGUCGGCGCAGGAACGAUUCUACCGCGCUCAGGCGGAGGCGCCUGACGCCGCGGACGCGUGCCGCCGAGUAGAGGUGGGGGUUGGCCGGAUGAUAAUCUAUCACGCCACACGGCCUUCUUUUCCGAGUCACUUCAUCGAGCUGCAGCGCCGCCAUCUGCACGUUGUCCGCGACGCCGCAGAGGUGAGCGUGUUUGUGGAGUUCGGUGGUGUCUCGCACGACUGCCGCAACGGUGUACUGGCGGCGAAGCGUCUGCUCUUCGACAAAUGCGGGUUCCCGCCCCUCGAGAGCAUGGCGUUGCUCGAGGCCCACGUGGAGGAAUGGUGCCGACAGCACAGGGGUCGUGCAUCGGAAGAGAAUGCAGUGGUGGAGGAAAGGGAAGAAGAAAAAGUGAGGAGGGCGUAUCAAAUUGUGUGCUGUGCCUCCCGCACGCGUCCGUGCCGUCGCGUUAAUCUAAAAUGCAGCGAUGAAGAAGAGGCAUGGCGCCUUGCCGACGCGCUCGAGUUGCAUGCAGUUGACCGGCACGUUUUCGCCGUUCCGCCUGAUCCAACGCCUGCUGAAGAGGAUGACUCGAAGGAAGUGGAAAAGGGGCCGUGCAUGCUUGCCAUUGAUGUAGUCACACCGCAGCUGACGCUGCUCCUCCAUGAUGAAACGCUUAGCCCUGUUAGGUACAUCACGUUGUCACCACCCCACGAAAUCGUGCUCACUGCGCCGAAAUUCUCGUAUGUGCAGCGGAAUGAGGAAAGGGAAUUUAACAUCAGUGCGUCAGGUCUCUCCGUGCUGGCGCGGGCGCGCAGCGUGAUGCAGGUGGUAGCUGGGGAGACAGCGGAUUUCGCCAGCGAAGACCCAUCGAUGCAUGUGUCCUUCCGGAUGAAGCAUCGGCCGUACCCCCACGCGGCGCGCAAGUACACGGAUAUUACAGUCUCAAAGAGCGUUCAGCUGGCCUUCUCAAGUGAGCUGAUGUGCGUUGUUGAAAUGCUGUGGGAUCUCACGGGGAUCCUGACCAACCAGAUAUUUGGUCAUGUGGUGUACCCCUCCAUUCCGUGGCGUAACGAGAUGGAGGCACCAGCAGCGGCAGAAAUUGAGGAUGUUUGGCGGCUUGAUCGAGCAGGUGGACUUCUGCAACAGAACCUCGUGUCUAUCGCUGUGGAGCACCUCAUUUUCUCAUUCUACUACCCGUCCGAUGGGUACGAAAUGGCGGCAGCAUCAACUUUAUCGGCUGCUGAUGUUGACGGCGGUGAAGUGAAGUGUGGCGCCACGCCCGCGGCAGUGAUGGAAGGUUGCAAGGUAGAUGUCAACUGGAGUAACACGAAUGCCUGUAACAAAAUAAGCUGCGUCUUGCAGCGUCCGCGCAUGACAAUGCUUCAUGUUCCUUCAGGAGAACACAUCCAGGUGGUACAACCGAUGUUGAACAGCACCGAUUCUGAUUCGAAAAGCAGCAUCCCUUUCUGCCCUUACGUUUCCGUGUCCUUCACAAUUCACCGCGAGCCACCGAUACUCUCGGCAUCUGACUUCAUUGCCAAUGGAGGGCGUGCUGGUUAUCGUUACACGCACCACCUCGAGCUCUCGGGAACACACCUCAACAUGGUCUACUGGCAUCCGCAGUUGUGGGAUCUCACCGAGAUUCUAUCCCGCGGUGUCAUCUCCCGUGCGGCAACGCUGGUGUGGAGACAGCCGUACAUUGCCGGUGCUGUGGCGCUGCGCUGGCCGCAAGUAGGUGCCCCGAUUGCGCCGUUUUCGUGGGCUUUACUGCACAAGCACAUCCAACUAUCGAACGUCGAGCUCACGCUUCCUCACGAGAACGUCCACGUGCCAGCCGAGCUCUGGGGAGCCGUUGAACUUCUUUGUUUCCAGGACAGGCUUGCUGUGAACAGCGACCAGCACACAAGUGGCCAGCAGCACUGCGUGCGCCAUGUCUCGACGCUGACGCUAGAGGGCCUUGAAAUUCACGGCCUCCGAAGAAAACGUUAUAGUGCCAAUCAUUCUCCAAACACGGUAACCAUAAUGAACCGUAUGAAUUUCCAGCUUGAAUUCUCGUAUGAGAUGUUUCGUGCAGGUGGCUGGAAGGUCCCGCGACUCCGUCGUUUCCGUGUCGUUCUUCCCGAUGAUGCCGUCUUCUGCGGCACCACACACCAAAUCGCUCUUCUCAUUGAGUGGCUUUAUGCCAACUAUAUGAGGUUUCCGUGGACCGGGAAGUUUCUGCCUAAGAGAGUAUCUGUCGAUCCGUUCAUCACUGCAUGUGGUGGUGGUGGCGCAGAAUCCAACUCUUGGACGAUAGACGUGGGCUACGUCUGUCUACGCCUGCGGGACCCGCCGCAGGCUGUCCGCUGUGUUGAGGAUGCAGCCUCGUUCACAACCUUUGAGCGCACCGCUAUUGACAUUGCGGUUGUGGUGAAUCGCCUCAGCGUUGAGCUACAGUGGGAGCCGAGUGGCGCCUUCUCGUCUCACACCGAUGUUGGGGAAGCGUCCGUGUGGCAGAUUAGCCAACUGGCGCACAGUCGUGGUGCGUUUCUACGCCACCCUGGCGAGGUGGUCGACGAGUCCUUUCGCUUCCUUUGGUUUCACCAUGUGGGGACUCCCGCUGCUUCUGCUAAGACAACAACAACAGCAGUAGCAAUGGCGGAAGCAAUGGAAGCACAGCAAACGGCAGGUAGAAAUGGGAGAAGUGAUAAUGUUGCAAGGGGUCUACUGGCGUUACAGAUUGCGUACGGUGUAACGGUUGAAAGAGGAGAGAAGGCUGUGGUCAGUCGCAUAACACUUAACAGCGUCGACGUCACGCUUGUACCGUCUUUUUUGUACAACAUUCGCGAUUCCAUUUUUGGACUGCGCGUCCGAAAUGCAUUUGGGAGAAUGCUUCGUUGGGAACCUCGUGUGGCAGGUGUAUUGCCUGAUCCGCCGAACCCACGACUUCAGGACACUUCUACAGACCACGGCUACUCGCUUCACCUGCUGAAUCUCACGGUGCCACAUCUUCCUCGCCGUCAUCAGUGCGUGGUGCCUUUGUUUUUCGCCUCCAUUCUGAACAUAGAGGUCCGAGCCUCCUCGGCGAAGUACGGUGAGAAGAGCGUGUGGUCCAUGUCUAUUGACAGCAUCGUUAAUAAUGGUAUUGUAGUGAGCGGAAGCACAUCCGAGAACGGCUUAAAGCUUCGCCCUGUCUUGGUGCCGCAGUUUCGGGGCCAGCGCGGCGGAGAUGCAGAGAAGGCGACUAAACUCUUUUAUGCAAGAAAAAGGGAGGCGGGUGGUAUCGAGGGCGUCCUCGCCUCCGUUUGGAUUGUGGUUCCGCUCAAAAAGGAGAUAUUUGCUUUGUAUAGGGUCUUUUCGAAGGGCGAGUACAAGCAGCUGCAGUGGCUGGUGACAUAUUUGGAAGAGCGGCGGGCGUGGCGGAUUGGCACGCUGCGCAGCAGCACACAUGGCCAACGGCUUCCAGUCCGCUUUGCCAUCAAGACAUCAUGCGUGGUGGUGGCGGACCAUGAGUCAGUCGUCGCUGGCAGCCCUAAUCUUGGCCGCGGCGUAGUUUACAACCUUGGAGACACCACAAUCAGUAAGGACGUUGAUGGCGACGGUGAAUUUCAUAUCGCGCUCAGUGCUGCAAACGUCAAAUCGUUGCAGGAUGACACACAAUACGUCUUGAAGCCAAUGGGAGUUGACAUUUCUGGACGGCUCCAGGGGGAUGGGAUGUGGGAGGUGCAAAUACGCGUUGAUGCGAUCGCCAUUCAUGUAGAGCAGUCCCUGUAUGAGCUUCUGCUGUACAGUGCUGUGAGACAUUUUGUCGCGACGGAAGCCGAGUUACUGGAGGCCACUGCCGCUGAUGAGGAGGAGACCACCAUCCUCCCCCACCUGCCAAUGGGUGACACCCUUGUGUCAGCUGCUUCUGUAGUAGCAGGGAGUGCAUUUUCAUCAUCGCGAAAAAAAGUGAGCCUUCGAGUACAAAUUGAGUGGGAUUCCUUCACGCUUCAUGUGUUGCGAGACACCGUCGGAUUUUUUGUUGAAUCGGGAGAAAUGACUGCAUUGUACGAUUCACCUGCGCCGGACAAAACGCUGCGAGACAACAAAAACAACAGCAACAGCCCAAAGAGGAUACAUGUGAGUCUGACCUCCGUCACACUGGGUAUGGACGACGGGGUGCACUUCCUGAACUUGCAGCCACUUCUGUCAUCUUCGACUGACGAGGCUUCGGCUACUGUUGGCAAGGAUCAACGUCUCUCGUUCCGCCUCGAUGCACGCAACAAGGAGGAGGAUAUACAUGUGAACUUUGGCAAAGCUGUAGUGUUUCUAGAGACGAACACAAUGCUAUCUCUGCUCUCGACGCUAUACGAGCCUUACCGUAGGAUCGUGCUUCCGGAGUACCGUGUACUCGAAGUGAAGUAUAUUGAUAGUAACGUCAUUCUACGGGAGCGGCUUGUGUUGUCGAAACGCAAAAAGGUGCGGGUUGUGCGGGGGCGUUACAAUCACAUUACUAUUGAUGGCAACGGCCAUGACAUUCACUUUAUCGACGCAGGCUCACCGCUCUUGUCACUCGGUGAAGGGCUGACGCUCCGCAUCAUUAAUGCACGCAUCCAUCUGUACGGCAAGGCUAUUGAGUACUAUAUGGCGGCAGCCAAUGGCUCGUACGUCGUUGCAGAUGCGACGCAUAACACUAUUGUUCCCUGUGUUCGUGACCCGAUGGGCAAUGCUCGUAGCACCAGCAGCGAGCUGGAUCCAAGUGCGUCUGACUCUGACAGCGGCGGUGAGUUAUCGCGUAUACGUUCGGCUCACUGCAGUGUUUCUGGCGGCGGUCCGCUUGAUACUGGGAAUGAGGGCCCCCAGAAUAAUGGUAGUAAUCGAGCUGCUGCUCCUCUUGCACCUUCUGGGAGUGAUAGAGGUUGUGAUGUUGAGGAUGUGACUCGGCGAGUCUUGGGGAACGCCGUACUACUGCUGACGGUGCCGGAGGUGACAAGUGAGUCCUUGAGAACCGCGCGUCUUGCGCCGCAGCCGUCGCGUUCGCUGGUGCUGCUGGCGACGAUGUCCGCCCGCGUAGAGACCGUGCGGCGUGGCAGUUGCGUUGAAGAAACCGGUACAUUCGACCUCAGCGAGUUCGCCAUGCGUUCCCAGUACCUCGACGCAGGCGGCUGUGUAACGGACGUCAGCCCACUUGUGUCAGAGUGGGAGGUAACGUUGCAUACACACGCGAAGGGGCAGGCGAAGGGCCCGCUGCGGCGAAGCGUCGACGUGAGGUGCUCACACGGGAUCGACAUCCGCAUCCGCUACGGCGACGUCUCCUUCUGCUGGCGGGCAGUGCUGCAGGCGCGGCAGGCGCUGGGGCAUAUUGAGACCAACGUGCUGGACGAUGCGGUGGGCAGCACAGAGUUCUCGUCGCUGGUGGCGCAGCAGUUCCCUGACGAGCCGCUGGAGAACGGCACAACGGUCUUGUCGUUCAGCCUGCGGUACAUCAGCGUGGACGUCGUUGAUGACAGUACGAAUGUCGAUAUCCCUCUCUUCCGUGGCCGCAUCGAAAACCUCAUCACACCGACGGCGGUGAAGGAUGGGUCAAUGCUCAAGCUGCACGUUUCAUGCACGUGCAGUAUCAUUUUCUACAACUUUACCUCCUCCUCGUGGUGUCCGUUGUUGGAACCCGUCUUUCUUGAUAUCGUCUUGCGUCGGGAGCCAAAUGUUUCGCUGGAGGAUGUUAAACAGCGAAAGGGAUCAUUGCGAGCGGGACUUCAUCUACGUGCGAUGCGCGUGCACUUCUCGACGAUGAUGGCGGAGAAUCUGCGCCGAAUUUGGCUGCUGAAGGAGCGACUUGAGAUUUCGCUAUUCACAAGGAAGGGGAGAGGGAGCAACACUGGCAAUAGCAACAGUAGCAGCCAAAACGACAAAUCCACGGCAUUAUCGGCGUCAAAGCUAGAGUUUUACACGUACAAGGUAACACAGCACGUGGGAGGGAAAUUGGAGAUACAAUUUGCGCACGAUGACCAAAACCGUUUUCCCCCACCCUGUGUUCUAAAUACUCGAGAAUCACUUCAGUUCAACUUUCCCCGCAUUGAGGGGCACGAGCUGCCCGCCUCACAGCACUGUUUGCUGGUGAAGUAUCGACACAAAACGGAAAUCGUGAAUGUCGCGAGGACGGGGCGGAGCCUCGUCUGCCUCGGGCCCGACACGAUGGGCAGCCAAAUGGUGGUGGACGUCACUGUGGCAGAGGGACAGAAACUCGUCGACUUCCGCACAAACGUGGCAUUCCGGAACGAGCUUCCCUUCGCGAUCAAUAUCGGUGGCGUGGGGAUAAUAGAGGCCAAUGAGGUGCUCCACGUGCCGGUGGAAUGUCUGCGGCGGCGCACUUUAUUCACGCCGCUCACGGGACGCAGGUGCAGCUCCGCCUGCUCAUUGGGACUGAGCUAUGAUAUGCUGCCUCAUCUGUACGAACAGGACUUUCUGUGCUUCUGCACCCUUGACAAUACGGAACAGGUGGAGUCGGCGAAGUUUACACGUGCCUCCAACACCUCCUUGCAACAGGCCGUCUUUUUCCUCCUUCGCUUCGGCACGAAGAGCUACGUUGGAGAAUCGACACUGUUAGAUUCCAGAGGGACCUUCGAGGCGGCGUUUUUCAUCGUCAACGGUAUGGGUGUGCCGAUGCAGAUUGGUCUCAUGUACUGCGCAAAAUCAAAAAGGCGCCGUCCAUUUCUAGACUUCUCUGACAGCAACUAUUACGAGCACAUUGUAACGCUCGAUAUCGCAGCGGAGCAACGCUGCGCGAUCACGCAGGUGAGCCCGCUGAAAGAUAUCUACGUUGACGUAUUCAUUGCACAGGCAAACGGGGAACCGAUGGGGCGAGCGUGGAGCGGCAAGGGAAAGCGGCAGCCGCCUGCCCUUGUGCACACAGCCAAUAAGCGUAACCGUGACCGCAGCAUUACACUGCAUGACUCGCGCGGUGCUACUAUUAUCCUGCACAUUGAGUACACGCCUCGGGUGGUGACUAUCUGGUGCCCCUAUUGGAUUGUGAACCACACUCCACAUUAUCUCCAGGUGUCCGACGUGCGGAAAGGAGCGCAGGUUGCAGGUCUGCGCAAUGAAGAGGGAAUCACACCCGGUGGUGAUGCCGCGUACCUCGUCAACUCUGAUCGCAUUGAGAAGCUGGGCGACAAGUCACACUUAUAUCUGCGCAUUGGGCGACACUCUUCGACCGGCCUCCUGAAGUGGACCUCGUGGUCCAGUCAAGUUCCCAUUGGGGCCCUGCAGGAGUGCGGUGUCGUGAACUGCAACUGCACCAAGAAGGUGAGUGUGUCGUUGUCGUACUCUGUAAGGUUUCUUGGUGGACGUACAAAGGCGACACGAGUCAUCACCUUGAGCCCUCGAUGGAUUCUGGAAAACCAUACUGACUUGCCACUCGCUUUUCGUCAGUGCCGAAUCACACUGGAGGAUGAGAGCAACUCACUACUACAGUCCGUCGUGUUAGCACCCGACAACAGUCACAUUGUCGACUUCAGCAGUGAAGGUGAGGCGGCGAACGCCAUUCAAGUUAAGUUACCAGACAAUAAGGAAGCGGGUAUUCAGUCCUGUCAGUGGUCGCAGCCCCUUGGCAUCGACACACUGGGUGACGAAGCAUUUAACUUGCGUUACGAAACAAAUCUUAAAACACGCCCACACAGUGGCGUUGCGUCCAGCACAAAUCUCGUAAGAAAUAUUUGUGAUGCAGAUUGUGAACAACUGUGUGUCACACGCGCUGGUUCUGAUGUCUUGAUGGUCUCGUGCUAUCGCCGUGGUAGCAUCAUGCACGUCGUUGUCUCUAGGCCCCAACGACCACCAUAUGUUGUUGAGAAUCGUACCAUGUACACGGUGUACGUGCGGCAGCGGGAUAGGCCACAACACAUGGUUCUGUAUCCACGUACCACCCGCGGCUUUGCGUGGGAAGAUGCCAAUUCACGGCCGGUGAUGGAGUUGUGGGCAGCGGAAGUCCCGGAUACGCGAGUGAAGCCUGUCCUUAUCAACUUUGAGCCACAGGCUGUGGUGAAGCGAGGUGAGCAGUUGCAUCAGGAACUUCAUCUUCCAGGCGGUGUUGUUCUGUUUGUACGGGUACGUGGAUUGGGCCGUAUGAGCUACGCCAUUAGUGUGACUACGGAGGAUGCCAUUGACGCCUUCUGUUCCCUCCCUUACUUUCAGUACUUCUUUCAGCUGGAGGUGGACAGCGUACACGCACUUCUAUCCGACGAAAAUGAGGAUUUUAUUCUCCUCACAGUGAAGCCGGUGCAGCUCUCCCUUUCGCAGGGCAAAGAGGCUGAUGGUGGCAGCGGGGAUGACCAAGUCUUUGAGUUCUCCCUUCGUGUCAUUCAGAUCGAUGAUGAACGUUCUUGUGCGAAGCAAUGUGUUGUAGCGCAGUUGGUAGAUGCCAAACCCUCCACGAUUCGCUUUGCACGAAAACUUCUCCGCUCAGCACCCAUCUUGUACAUUAAAGAACUUCUUAUCAACACAAACUCCAUUGAGAUGCACCUGGAGGACUCGUUUAUAUUUCAUGCGAUGAACUACUGGGAGAGGUUACGUGUCGCACUCGGCUGUGGAAGUACGACCACAAUUACACGUACACAACUCGGUGACUCUUCGUGGACAUCAGAGCUCGUGCUAUUCAAGAAAGGGAAGUACGUGAAGGAUGAGUGGAAGCAGUACGUAGUAUUUAUGGAUCAUCUCCUCAUUGAGCAGGUUACCAUCUCCAUCUCGCUCUACCGCUCACCAGGGGCGCAGAACGAUCCCAUGUGGGAGCGUCUGGGUUACUUGAGUCUCUUCAUCCGUUCCGUACAGGACGCACGUUUUGUGUGGCGGCGCAUUGAACAACGGGGUGUUUAUGAGACCCUGUGGCUGAUCGGUGUCUCGUACUCUUCAUACUACAAACAUCAGGCGUUUCAGCAGAUGCCGAACGUUGUACACGUCGUCGGCUUGGAUAUGAUGCGUGGUUUUGUGACGGAUCUGCUGCAAGGCUACUUCUCGUCCGCCGUUAUCACGAACAUUGGUCGGACCAAGGUACGUGUCAAACGUCGAGCGGAGGCGCACUUUAUGGAUGAUGAAAAGCCGCUGGAAAAUGAGGAAGAAGUCAUGGUUAUUCAAAGCCUUGGCGAGGAUCAAACGGAGUACCUAGACAGUGGGGUUGCACUCUUCCUUCCACACACUAAUGGUCCGACGAAUUUCAUGGAGACGGAGGAAGUGUGCACGCCGGCAAAUUCAACGGCGCCCAACCGUGGUUCUGCGUCGUGGGGAUCUGCUGACGACCACGUCUUGAUGUCCUCUUUGGUACGGCACAGGGCCAAUAUCAUUGAAUUAGCGCUGCGUUCACCAUGGAGCGCAUUCUGCGCGCGUGUCAAUGAUAGUGAGCUCCGUGAGUAUGGUGUGUUUGCCGUUCAGCGCCUUCUGCGAACGCUGGAGUUUGUCAACGCUGCCUUGUUGCAAUGGCAGCUGGAUGACCUCGACUCAGGUAGAGGAAAAGGGCGCCGAGGUGGUGAAGAUGGUAGUUCUGCACCGAAUGCUAGUGGGCAAUGUGGGCGCUGUGAGGAAAUUGAACUCAUGCGGGCGCGGCAUUUUGAGUCUGAUAGCUUUAGUGUGCUGCCACACCCCUCGUCUGGUCUCAUUACGUGGGCAGAAUUCGCCCACCACAUCUCGUGGAGCGAGUUUGUGCAGAUCUGCCUGUCAUCGGAGGUGCGGCAGUACGCAGGGAUGGUGCUGCGGUCGCUGGUGGGGAGGUCAAAGAAUGUGAUGCGCCUUGACGAUGGUGAGCAGUGGAUUCUGGACGUUGAGGAAAGGGUAUGA